GUAUGGGUUCAAGAGGUGAACUCGGUGAAUGAGAUAACCAGCGAUUUUGACAUGGAUAUCUACGUGACAGAGCUAUGGAUGGAUCACGCCUUACGAUAUGAUCAUAUGAACCCAUGUAAAUACAACCUUUCACUGAAUUAUGAGAUUCUUGAUCAGAUUUGGAAGCCGAACACGGUGUUUAUUAACAGUAAAACGGCUCACAUCCACAAAUCUCCGUUCAAAAACGUUUUUCUUAUGGUAUAUCCGAAUGGCACCGUAUGGGUAAACUAUCGGGUUCAAGUGAAAGGGCCAUGUUCGAUGGAUUUUAGUGCUUUUCCUAUGGAUCGUCAAUCAUGUCAUCUAACGCUGGAAUCAUUCAGCUACAACAACAAAGAGGUUGACAUGCAAUGGGCAAAUUGGACGGAUUCGUUGAUUCUUUUGAAAAAAGAGAUAGUCCUUCCCGAUUUUGUGCUCAGCAACUAUUCAACCAGUAUUGAACAACAGAUCUAUCCUGCCGGAGUUUGGAAUGAAUUGACAAUGACAUUCGUGUUCAGCCGUCGAUACGGGUGGUACAUUUUUCAGGCCUAUAUUCCUACUUACCUCACCAUUUUCAUCAGUUGGAUAAGUUUUUGCCUUGGUCCGAAAAUGAUUCCUGCACGAACAAUGCUCGGAGUCAACUCACUAUUAGCACUAACAUUUCAAUUUGGAAAUAUUAUGCGAAAUCUGCCACGUGUUAGUUAUGUUAAAGCGCUUGAUAUUUGGAUGUUAGUAUGUCUAACGUUUGUAUUUUCGUCCCUGCUCGAACUUGCUGCGAUAGGUGCCAUGGGAGCGAAAAUGGAGAGAAAAAACGCUGCUUCUACUGAGCGUUCUCGCUCCUCUUCAUGUGCCUCGCCGAGAAUCUGUCGUAAUCAUGUUCAAGCGGAUUCCCCGCAUGGAUUUCGAACUUACGGUACAACAGAUCCACGAAUGAGAAAGAAGAUGCUCCUAACAACUUCGAGAACGGUUUCACGAACAUCCAAAGAAGUUGUACAGACACCGGAGAAAAUGCUUCUGCUGGAUAGUUGUGAGGACAAGCCGUUUGUACCGCCGCCAACAAGAAGAGAAUGGUCGACAGAUCGUAUCGAUAGGAUGAGCAUGGUGGCGUUUCCCGGAUUGUUCACUCUCUUCAACAUCAUCUACUGGUCCUACUAUCUCAUUUUAAGCGAAUAA
Molecule: messenger RNA, 1188 nt
Organism: Angiostrongylus costaricensis
Lineage: Eukaryota; Metazoa; Nematoda; Chromadorea; Rhabditida; Metastrongylidae
Source: the annotation of a GenBank genome assembly